AUGGACCACAUGUCUCGCAGGCUGAGAGCUUUCCUCUCUGAACCCAUCAGAGAAAAGGAUGUUGCCUGCGUGGAUGGGAUCAGCCAUGAGCUGGAGAUCAACUUGGUCACCAAAGGUUUCAACAAGGCUUACGUCCUGUUGGGACAGUUCCUCCUGAUGCACAAGAGGGAAGCCGAGUUUCAGAAGUGGCUCAUCUGCUGCUGCGGAGCCACCGAGUUUGAGGCCCGGGAGUGUUCCAACUGCCUGAAGGAAUGGUGCGCCUGCUUCCUGUAG
Molecule: messenger RNA, 273 nt
Organism: Rangifer tarandus platyrhynchus (Svalbard reindeer)
Lineage: Eukaryota; Metazoa; Chordata; Mammalia; Artiodactyla; Cervidae
Source: the annotation of a GenBank genome assembly